AUGCUAUAUGCAAGACUGUCUACCCCAUCUGGCAGGACAGAAAAACCUUUGUGGGAGAAACAAAGUUUCCCUCUUCUUCCAAGUAUCCCCAAACUUGAAGGUUUACUUCAAAAAGGGGCAGAGGCCCUAUUUUCCCAUUCAUCAGGAUGGCUCCUACCUGUUCAUAGGAGUGUAUCUCAGAGAUCAAUUUUCAUAAACGUCACCAUUUUAUUUUUGAGGCUUCAAGGAACUUGGGAGAUAACUAACUCCCCACCUCCUGGGACGAACAAAACUAUAUUGGAAAAAUCCCUAUUUUUUGCCCAAAAAACCCACCUUCAUGAGCGAACAAUAAAUUUGUUAGAUAUACAAAUUUGUUAUAAAAAAAAUCAUAUAUGAAUAAUUAUUAGUAUAAUGAAAUAA
This is a messenger RNA of Blepharisma stoltei, 399 nucleotides long. The record is from the annotation of a GenBank genome assembly. NCBI's taxonomy places the organism in Eukaryota, Ciliophora, Heterotrichea, Heterotrichida, Blepharismidae.